UCAUCAAAAUUGCCCGAUAUGAGAAGGCGUAUGAAACGACUCUGUUGACAAAAUCUACUCGUUCGCAAAUAGUGUAAAACGUGAAAAAGUUUAUCAGCCACUCCCUAGGGGACGUGACAAGUCCCCACCCCCACCCCACCCUUGGGAAGUGCGGUUUAUUGGCUUUGCUCGGGUGUGGUCGAGUCGCGUUUAGCUACCAGAAACAUGGCGUCGAGUGAAGAAGGUUCAACGCAUACACGGACAAUACAGAAGCGAGCGAAGAAAACGCAAGAUCAGGCCUGUCAGUUCGAUGCAUCUCUGUUAGAAGAAAGGGGGACCUGUGAGGCUUGCAACCAAAUUUCAGGCUCUGCCAAUUGUCUUUCUCAACCUCAUGUUAUCCAGCUUGACCCAGAGGGACACAUAGAAAGAACUACAGUUAUUCGAGUUGUUACUACAGAUGAUGAUGAAUAUAAGGUUACAGAAGCUUCUCCAGGAAGAUAUGGAGGAAGAUGUAAUGGCACAGAUAACACGCCAACAGUCAUUGUGUCUCCUGGGGAUCAUCUAAAAGAAUAUCUGAUAGAAGAUGAUAAUUAUGAAGACAGAACACACUCUCCUCCUGCAGUUCUUUUUGAUGAGACUGAACCAAACAUAAGCAAUGUGAAGGAGACUCGCAAAGCUGAUAAAACAGAUCAUAUGAAAAGAAGGAGAAUCCACAAAUGCGAUUAUGAAGGUUGCUCCAAAGUUUACACUAAAAGCUCACAUCUCAAGGCUCACAGGCGAACCCACACUGGAGAGAAACCCUACAAAUGUUCCUGGGAAGGCUGCGCAUGGCGCUUUGCUCGCUCAGAUGAACUUACAAGACACUACAGAAAACAUACUGGUGCAAAGCCAUUCAAAUGUUCACACUGUGACAGGUGCUUUUCAAGAUCAGAUCACUUGUCACUUCACAUGAAGCGCCACUGAAUUAGUGUGCAAAAAGAGUCUGUGGGGUAUGACAUUUAAGGAGCAAACACUAUUGGAAAGCCAGCCUAUUUUGUAGAAGAUAGCUUGUUCUUCCUGGAGUCAUUUGGAAGAAGGAUGCAGUUGAUACCUCCAAUAUUUAGUUGAACUUUUGUCAUUGUGUACAGCUGGCAACUCAUGUCAAAUUUGUAAAUAGAGAAUUGUUUCCUCAGUGAUACUAAGUGCUUCCUCCAGAUAUGGAACCCUGUGACACUAAUAGGAUGGUGACAAAGCUCAAGCAAUGAUGGAUUUCUGCUUUUAGUUGCGUAAACCUGCAAGUCAUCCUUGUAUGGCUGUGUUAUUCUCACCAUAAAUUGGCAAUAAUGCUGGCAAAUUCAGGGUCAUCCUACAACAAACUUAUUUGGUGGCAUAUUGUGUGACUUUGGUCUGCUUUGUCAAACCAUUGAAGAAUUUGGUCAGUUCCCUACACCCAUCAAGAAAGCAAGCUGAAUGUCAUCUUUAGCUAGAUGGAUUGAUGGAGAGCUCAUUGUUACUGCACUUCAAUAUGCUUUCACAAAGAUCUUCAAAAGUCAUAUGCAUUUCUCCACUGUUUGUCUCAGAGCUAAAAGGGGCAUUCUUUCCUGCAAAGAAAUCUUUGGAAUCUAUGUUGUUUACAUAGGUAAUUACAAUCAAUUUGUUUUUUUAUGAUCAAUCCUAGAUACUAAAAUAACCUUAAGUAUUACUACCAAUUAAUUCUAUUUAGUGGAAACAAUACCACCAUGGAAAAAUUAUGUAGAAAACAUCUUGUCACAAUGAUAACUUGAAGAUAACAUAGUCCACAUGAAGUUGGCAAAAUGUACAUAGUAAUUAUUAUGAAAUCUUAAAUUAUAAGUUUAGUUAUCACUGUAACUAUUUUUUGUGUUAGGUUUAAGUCCACGUUGAAUUGAUAUUUUUUUCAACCAAUUUUAGAUUUAAACUUUUCUUUACAAAAAGUUUUUUCUUCAAGAUUUUUUUGAGGUACUCUCACAAAGAUCAGUGGACAGUGCUGUCUCAGUUAUAGAAUAAUUUAAAGAAUGUGUGUUUUUAUAUUACUCAUUCAUACACCAUCCGGUUAGAGGUAGUACUGUGUGGCAUGAAAAUUUUGAGGGUUUUAAUUUCAAUGAUUUUGCAAAUAGUCUUCUCUUUUCAAAAGAAAAAUUUCUCCAAAAGAAAAUCUUGUAGAAUAUAACCACACAAACCUUUUCAGCAUUCAGUCAAUUUAAGACUCUUUAAAAAAACUCCACACAAAUCAAUCGUCAUCAAUAUCCAUUCAUAGUAUGUGGCCAGGUCCAAUCACAAUACCCAUCUUAAAAACCAUUUGAAGCAAUUUCUUUUUGGCAAAUAUUACAUUCCUUCCUUGCUAUUGUAUUGGAGUUUGAGGUUAAAAUCACAAAGUUAGCUUCCUGCAGAAAUGAUAGUCAUUUCAAAUAAAAGGGAUGUAAUUUUGUUCCUUUGGUAGUUAAUAUUUUCCCACUAUCUCCUAUAUGCAAAAUACAUUCCAGCAAAGUUUUCACACGACAAGGGAGUUGACUGGAAAGGUUUGCAUGUUUCUUUUGAGGGAGGUGAUGAACAGGAAUAAUCAUACAUACAUACAUGUACACAAUUUAGCAGUGAUCUGUAAAGAAGGUCGAAACCUGGAAAAACUUCUGGACUUAUCAUCUUUCAUUAGUUGUUAGUUUGAGAAGUAACUUUGCAUUAGUUUGCUUAAGGUAAAGACAGGAGGGGUUACUGUUACUGUUAACUUCUUCCUUUCUGUGUGUGGCUGGCAAUGGUAGCUUAGAGUGUACUAAUGAUUCAGUGGUUAAGUAAUUUAGUCAGUGCAGGUUAAGGAAGGAGUUCUGCUCUUAAAGAAAUGAGAUUUCCUUCAUUCCUUGCAUUUUGAGGUUGAAGCACAUUUUUAUCUAAACUGCAAUAACUUCACUGUGGCUGGAUUAUUAUGUGCAAACAGGCUGAAGGGCUUCCACAAGAACAGGUGUAAACCCUUCAUUUAUCAACGUGAUUGUACUUCAAAAGUACUUGAAAAUAGGAAAGUGAAUGCAACAAUGUCAAGUCAUUCUGAGCUCAAAUGGAAUGCAUAACUUUCAAUAUGGCUAUAUGAUUAACAAAGAAUUCUCGGUGGUGUGUUCAUUGCUCUUGUAGUGUGUAGUUUUGGAAGAUGAACAAUCUUAAUUUACUUACUUUUUUUAGGAAAUUCUCUUUUGACCUUCCCAGGGCAAUUUUCAAUUGAUGUUAACAUUGACUGAAUUACUCUUGUUUCACAAUCCUUUGGUAGGGGACUGGUCUAGAAAACUCAUGCCACCUUCUCAACCAAUCAGGUUGAAUGCUAGAGCCUCCUAGAAAUUGGUCACUCGUGUUUUUGCGCAAUGAGGACUCUUUUGUUCUUUUUCCUUUGCAUUCUCACUGGCUGGUUGUCUUGUCAUAUUUCGAUUGCUCUGAUUGGCUGUUUUGAUUUGGUUUGGGUACUUUGGUUUUUUGUUUAUUACAUUCCAUCAAAAUGUUAACUUUGGUGAAAUCUAUUUUUAAGAGCAGUAAAUAACAGCGAAUUUUUAUUGUCAAGACACGUUGAGAAAUAUCACUGCUUCAAGCAUUUCCUCAAAUGUUAUCAUUCCUUUAGCAUUCCUGUUUUAUAUUUGAUUAAACUUAUUAUGUAGGCCUUAUAAUUGAAACAAAAAAAAUUAUCCCUGCUUUACCAUAUUAACCCUGGCACUCUGAAGAUUUAAUCAUCAGCUAUCCAUCUUGUCUGCCAUGCAUUUCUUAUAUUUGAGCUUUGAGAUUUUGCUCUUAAUUUGUACAAGAUCUCUUAGAAGGUGAUUUUGUACUUUCUUCUCAAUGUCUUUCUGCUUGAGAAUGUAUUGAUAUUGUGAGGAGAAAUUCAUUAUUGAGCUUUAGUGAGAGUGAAAAGGGUUAGGAAACGUUUUUAAAGGGGUUUCCUGUACAGGUGCAGUUUACAUAAGUAAGUUAUUUUGUAGUGAUUUUGAGCCAUCUAUAUAAUUGAUGCUGGUCUUGUGAGCUAUGACAGGAAUCUUGGUUUACUCUUCGUGAUUAUGGCUUCAGAUCUUACAACUUUGUGAAUUAUGGACCCAUGCCAUAGCAAUUUCUUUUUGUUCAUUUACCAAACUGUUUAUAGAGUACCACAUAUUGUACAAUUAGAACUGAAAUGUGUAGAAGUCAAGAAAUAAUGAUUGAUGUUUUGUUAAACAAUCUUGGCACCAUGCAGUCUUUUUUUUUUUCUGUGAAGCGCUGCAUGGAUGCCCAAAGAGCAUGAGUAGAUUUGUACAGUGCUUAGACUUGGCCUUGUUUAGCUAUGGAGGUAGAAAUUACAGUUCUUAGAAGAUUAUUAGACCACGCACUCUGUGAGUGUUUUUCGGUUUAUACCCAUUUGCGUCAGAUUCUUUUUCAGCAGAUGAGUGCCUGGUGCAAUUCAUCUGCUUAUUAUUAUAAUUUAA
Messenger RNA from Pocillopora verrucosa, 4403 nucleotides. RefSeq names its product Krueppel-like factor 4. The record is from RefSeq and is a predicted model, not a curated record. Gene Ontology annotation, biological process: regulation of transcription by RNA polymerase II. NCBI's taxonomy places the organism in Eukaryota, Metazoa, Cnidaria, Anthozoa, Scleractinia, Pocilloporidae. Gene Ontology annotation, molecular function: DNA-binding transcription factor activity, RNA polymerase II-specific; RNA polymerase II cis-regulatory region sequence-specific DNA binding.